AUGGGUAAAACUAAACGACAAGCAUGUAGACGACUGUGUGAACAUGGAUUACCUAAAGAUACCUAUAGUUCUCAGUCAUCUCAGUCAUUAUCCAAUGUGAACUCAUCCUCUAUGACCACAGCAGCACAAUCAAUGAAAACAGCUCGAGUAGCUAAAACAAAAGCUACUCAGAAAAUAACGGAACAGGUUAAACUAAUGAAUGCCUCUGAUCGAAAGAUUCUCAAAGAGAUUGAUAAUUAUUCAGACAUUAAAGAUGUGAAGAAUAUUCUAAUCAAAUUAUUGGCUCUUAAUCGUUUUAAUGUUCAUUCUUAUCUCCGGCGGCACUAUGAGCCUAAUGUUAGUUAUAUGUUUCGUGAUUAUGUUACGUUACAGUUGAAAGUUCGGAAAUUACCUCGACAUAUUCAACAUAGUAAGGCUGCUACUCAGUUAAGACUGCGAUCGUUGAGAAUUGAAAUCAAGUUCAAGCGUAAAGUGUUAAGUCAACUUCAUCGUCGGUCAAAGAGCAUAUUUUCAUUUAUUGAAACAAUGACUAGCUCUACAGUUUAUUCGAAGUUACAGAUAAUUAAAAGCUCAAUUGUCAAUGAUAAGUCGAAGUUAUGGAGGAAAACAUUAGUAAAUAAGUUAAUUAAGUCAGGUUUCAAAACAGAGUAUUAUGAUUAUGAUAAGAAAAAUGAUGAUGAUAUUAUUUCCUAUAAUUUUACUCCAGCUCGAAUAAGUGGUGCGAUAAACCUACGGUGUAUUACUGAUAAAUUUAUACACCGUUCGAGGCAUGAAUUACGCAAUGCCCACGAUUUAUCUGCAAAAUAUCGAGAUAUACUAAAGGCUUUGGUGAGUGAUAAAUCAAUUAUCCUGGAUAGAGCUGAAUAUAUAGAAAAAAUGAAUGAUAUUGUAAGUGAUACAAAGACAUUUCGAAAAAUUACAUUUGAAUCCACUAUUAGUAAAGAAGACAAACUUAAAAGUCUUAAAGUCUUUUUUGUUGGCGGCAGCUUUUCUCAUUUCGUCGACCGAUGGCUAAGAAUCGUUGUUGAUCAGCUUUGCGAUGUAGUCAGGAUACAUUAAUUUUUGGCGGCCUUGCUUUUGUUUACCGUGGCUUGGUUUCGG
This is a messenger RNA of Didymodactylos carnosus, 1101 nucleotides long. The record is from the annotation of a GenBank genome assembly. Lineage: Eukaryota; Metazoa; Rotifera; Eurotatoria; Philodinida; Philodinidae.